Branchiostoma floridae (Florida lancelet) is the source of this 1183-nucleotide messenger RNA. Its product is annotated as zinc finger protein 678-like. The coding region runs from base 1 to 783 and encodes 260 amino acids. Gene Ontology annotation, biological process: central nervous system development; regulation of transcription by RNA polymerase II. The transcript has a single exon. Gene Ontology annotation, molecular function: DNA-binding transcription factor activity, RNA polymerase II-specific; RNA polymerase II cis-regulatory region sequence-specific DNA binding. The record is from RefSeq and is a predicted model, not a curated record. NCBI's taxonomy places the organism in Eukaryota, Metazoa, Chordata, Leptocardii, Amphioxiformes, Branchiostomatidae. Gene Ontology annotation, cellular component: nucleus.
AUGCGGACUCACACAGGGGAGAAACCCUACAGAUGUGAGGAGUGCAGCAAGCAGUUCAGUGAUAUGAGUGAUUUAAAAAGUCAUAUGCGGACUCACACAGGGGAGAAACCCUACAGGUGUGAGGAGUGCAGCAAGCAGUUCAGUCAGCUGAGCGAUCUGAAGAGACACAUGCGCACUCACACAGGGGAGAAACCCUACAAGUGUGAGGAGUGCAACAGGCAGUUCAGUCAGCUUCGCCUUCUGAAAAGGCACAUGCAAACUCACACAGGCCAGAAACCUUACAAGUGUGAGGAGUGUAGCAAGCUAUUUAGCAGGCCAGAUGAACUAAAGAAGCAUAUGCAAACUCACACAGGUGAGAAACCCUACAGGUGUGAGGAGUGCAGCAGGCAGUUCAGUCAGCUGGUUCAUCUAAAGGGACACAUGCGGACUCACACAGGGGAGAAACCCUACAGGUGUGAGGAGUGCAGCAGGCAGUUCAGUAGGCUGGAUAAUCUUAUCGGACACAUGCGGACUCACACAGGGCAGAAACCCUACAGGUGUGAAGAGUGCAGCAAGCAGUUCAGUCGGCUUGGUUAUCUAAAGGCUCACAUUCGGACUCACACAGAGGAGAAACCUUACAAGUGUGAGGAGUGUAGAAAACAGUUCAGUGAGCUAGGUAGUCUGAAGAAACACAUGCGGACUCACACAGGGGAGAAACCGUAUGGGUGUGAGGAGUGCAACAGGCAGUUCAGUGCACACAGUAGUCUUAGAAGACACAUGCAAACUCACAAAAAAGAAAGCUGAGGACCAGGAGUGUGAAAUAGGGAUAAUAGUCAUAUAGCAAAUUUUAAAGAUUACCUGCAAACAUGGCCUAUUUGUCAAUUAACCUUUUUUUACACAUUUGCUUACUAGUUUGGACAUUGAAUUGCCAGCUUUCUGAUGAUAACUUCAUGACAGAAAUAAAUGUGCUUUACUUUAAAGGUACAUUUGUAUUGUUGUAAUCGUCUUGCUAAGAAAGGUAUUACUUUUAUUUUUUCAGUUCUUAUCUGAAGUUCCCAACCUUAGCUUAGUGUAAAGAAAGGUAUAACGGAAGAGGUUCUUUUAACUUAUCAAACUUUUUUUGUUAUUGCGCAUGCCCUUUUGUAAAAUGGCAAGUUGGCCAUUUAGUGUUAACUGUUCAAGUUACACACAUCUUAUUAUCUAU